Candidozyma duobushaemuli is the source of this 1728-nucleotide messenger RNA. RefSeq lists its product as uncharacterized. Gene Ontology annotation, molecular function: translation initiation factor activity. The record is from RefSeq and is a predicted model, not a curated record. Bases 1 to 1728 code for a protein of 575 amino acids. Gene Ontology annotation, biological process: formation of translation preinitiation complex; translational initiation. The transcript is spliced from 2 exons. NCBI's taxonomy places the organism in Eukaryota, Fungi, Ascomycota, Pichiomycetes, Serinales, Metschnikowiaceae.
AUGUUCAAGAAAGACCCCCAACCCAAACCGUCAUCAAACAUCAAAUCUUCCGAAAGACGCGGUCUACUAGCAACAGUCUGCAAGGAAUAUGGCAUCAAUAAAGAAGAAUUGCCUAAAGAGACAGAGCUUAAGAUUGUCCCUGCCACGAUCAAGCAGGCGAGCUACCAGAGCGUUCAGGGCCACAAGGGCAUAAUCUACUUCGACACAGAUGAAAAGCCGGUUUGGUUCAAGACAAGAGACUCUCCAUUGUAUCCCACAAUCUAUACUAUGUGGCAAGUCGGUGGCAUUCUACCAAUCAUUCUCACCAAUAACCAUGUUAUCGAGAAGUUAACAACCAACGCCAACCUCAUGUUACCGGGAAGCAUUCCUCCAUUCGAUCUGAGAGCAACAAGAGGAGCCCUAGUCGGAAUUGCUAGCUACCAGACCCCCACUGUGGUGAAGGCAAUUGGUCAUUGCUCUCUCAACCUUACCCAGUUCGACAAUGUGCAAGGUCGUCAAGGCACUGCAGUGACGGUGAUCCAUGUCAUCGAAGAUGAGCUUUUUAAACUAUACGAUAAUGAUGUGGAAGUACCUACUUUAGUGGAUCCAUAUUCCCCAUCUGCGUUCGACAGUUUAAACAAAACUCUCAAAGCUUUGUAUGGUGAAGACGAGGAAGACAGCGAUGGCGUUGACGAUGGAGAAGUUGACGAAGAAGAUACGAGCAAUAACGGCGAAUCCACAGAAUUGCCAGAGAAUGACACCUCUAAAGAAGAGAAUGGCGAUAUUCAAGAUGCCGCAAUUGAUGAGAUAUCUGAAACAGUCGAGGAGCUACUGAUUGAAGACAUCGACAACUUCUUCAAUCGUGCUUUCCUUCAACUGGUGAAGCUUAAUCCAUCAAUCGAGCUUCCGAUAUCCGCCUCGCAAUUCAUGGGACAAUAUGUUCUCAAAAAUUUGCCCAAGAUGGACUCAAAAUACUGUAAUGUCAAGAAAACAUCUUGGAAGAAAAGCGCCAAAUUUCUUAAGGCCUUGGAGAAAGAGAAUCCCCCUGAAACGCUUGCUAACUUCGUGACUCACCGUACCAAUGACUCUUCCAAAGGCUCUGGUACCACUCCAAGCAAAAAAGAUCUCGAUAAGAAGCUUUCCAUUGUUUCACUUUACAAACCCACCAGCAAAACAAGAAUGGUGUACAAUAAGCUUAACAAGGACUUUCAGAACUUGUACACCCAAGUUGAGCUCAAAGGUAUUGUAAAUGACUAUAUAAAUGCAGCAGGAUUGGUCGACAAACUGAAACCCAAGUUCGUUGGAAUUGAUGAGCAUCUCAAGUCUGCAACUGGAAUAAAGGAGGAAAAAGUCACAAGGGACAAGAUCAUUAAUCCCUUCACUGCAAACCAUUCACCACAUUAUGUCAUUCUUAAGCCAGGUGAGGUCAAUUACACACCAAAACAAGUUCACAAGGGCACUCCACCCAAGAUUAAAAUUUUGACACAUACAGUUUUGGGUAGGAAAAAGGUGACGACUGUGGUCGACUUUGAGAAGUUCUUCAUAAAACCCGCAACCCUAGCGGAGGAUCUCAAGAAUAAAUGCUCAGGGUCUACUUCAGUUGGACCUUGCGUCCACAAUCCUAAUUUGACCGAGGUGAUGGUCCAGGGACCUCACGGUACAACUAUCAUUGAGUAUCUCAAAAGUAAAGGAGUUCCCAUCUCGUUUAUAGACUUUGAAGAUAAGAGCAAGGGGAGAAAGAGAAAGUGA